AUGUGUACUUUUACUAAGAUUUGUAAUUUCAAAUCUGUGUUAGAAUCUAAUUUUAUAAUUGACAUAGAUAGAUAUUUUGAUGAUCAUGAUCAAUCAAAACUUACAAACUAUAUCAAUUUAUCAAAAGGUACUGAAACAAUAGAUGAAGAACUAAUCGAAAAACUAGAAUUAAAAAUAAGAACCAACAUUAUACUUUGGCAUUUUAAAAAAGCUAUUGAUACGCUCAAGCAAUGGAUAUUUCCAUAUGCAUGUAUGCAUUCAGACAUAUUAAGUCCACUAUUAGAUUACACUAGUAAUGGACAAAUUUUAAUGCAUGAAGAAUUCUAUAGUGAAUAUGAAUCUUCAAACCCAUUUUUUGUAUGGAAAAACAAAAAAUAUGAUAAAGAAAUAUCAAAAUUAUUAAAUGGAGAAGGAAUAACUAUAAUUGCAGAUAUAAGAGAAAGCAACCCUAAAAAAAGUGCAAUCAAGUUUAAUGAGAUAGGUAUCAAACUCAAAUCAAUAAAUAAAACUUUGCAAAAUAAAAUUGAUAAUGAGCUUAAACGCUUUACUAUUACUAUGGUUCAUUCAGGCAAAUCAUAUUAUAGAUAUAAGAAUAAGUUUUAUGUAAUAAGAAAUGAUGAACAAUGUAUUGAAUAUAGUUUUGAAAAAACAAAAACCAGAGAGCCAAUAGUAAAAAUUGAAUCUAUUGAAGAUGAUGAUUUUAGUAAAUUAAAGACAUUUGAGAAAGAAGUGAACUUAGAGUUAGUGGAACGUGAAAAGUAUAUAAAAACAAAAGGUAGCAAUGGUCCGACUCUUGAG
Dentiscutata erythropus is the source of this 798-nucleotide messenger RNA. Lineage: Eukaryota; Fungi; Glomeromycota; Glomeromycetes; Diversisporales; Gigasporaceae. The record is from the annotation of a GenBank genome assembly.